Malaclemys terrapin pileata is the source of this 2999-nucleotide messenger RNA. RefSeq names its product glyceronephosphate O-acyltransferase (gene GNPAT). The coding region runs from base 78 to 2276 and encodes 732 amino acids. NCBI's taxonomy places the organism in Eukaryota, Metazoa, Chordata, Testudines, Emydidae. Gene Ontology annotation, biological process: ether lipid biosynthetic process. Gene Ontology annotation, molecular function: glycerone-phosphate O-acyltransferase activity. Gene Ontology annotation, cellular component: mitochondrial membrane; peroxisome; peroxisomal membrane. The transcript has 16 exons. The record is from RefSeq and is a predicted model, not a curated record.
CCCGGGGCCACGUUCUCCCCCGACCCAGCAGCUGCACGAAAGAAUGAACGAACGAACGCACGCACGGUUUUGGCCACAUGCGGCCGCCGUCGUAUCCAACAUGGCGGCACCCACAGGUCGCUUCUCCCCUCCCCCGCUCGGAGCCACCCGCUAGACAGAGCGAGGCAGGCAGGCGGGCGGGGGAAUGGGCGCUCCAGGUGGAGGCGGAGGCCGAUAAAGCGGGGCGGGCUCAGCCCGGCAGUAGCGCGGGCAGGAUGGCGGCGGCGGGGCGCUCCCGGCUCUGGGCCCCCAUGUACUCGCAGAAAGAACUCACAUCAAAGAAAAGGGAUGAGUUUGAAGAUAUCUUGGAGGAGAGACGGCAGUCCAGUGACCUGCGAUAUGCAAUGAAAUGUUACACUCCUGUCAUUUACAAAGGACUUUCAGCUUGCAAGCCAAGUGCCAUUAAAGAUAGUGUUCUGCAGUCUGAGCAACUUCAGUAUGUUAUCAAACAGCUAUCAAAAGAGAUGGGUGAGUCCACUGAUAUUAUACAAGAAGAAGCCAUUGAAAUCCUGGAUGAGAUGGGUCACAAUUUACACAUAGGAGCUAUUCGAUUUUUUGCUUUUAGUUUGAGCAAAAUAUUUAAACGCCUUUUCCAGAAGGUUUGUGUGAAUGAAGAAGGAAUUCAGAAAUUACAACAGGCCAUUCAGGAGCAUCCAGUUGUCCUGCUGCCCAGUCACCGAAGCUAUAUAGAUUUUCUGAUGCUAUCUUAUUUGUUUUACACAUAUGACUUGGCUCUGCCUGUCAUUGCUGCAGGAAUGGAUUUCCUAGGAAUGAAAAUAGUUGGUGAGCUGCUACGAAGGUCAGGUGCCUUUUUUAUACGACGUACAUUCGGUGGGAACAGACUCUAUUGGGCAGUUUUUGCUGAAUAUGUAAAAACAAUGUUACGGAAUGGCUAUGCCCCAAUUGAAUUUUUUCUCGAGGGAACCAGAAGCCGCACAGCGAAGACUUUGACUCCAAAGUUUGGUCUUCUCAGUAUUGUGAUGGAGCCAUUUUUUAAACGAGAGGUUUUUGACACCUACCUUGUUCCAAUCAGCAUCAGCUAUGAGAGGAUAUUAGAAGAAUCCCUCUAUGCAUAUGAACUUUUAGGAGUCCCUAAGCCAAAAGAGUCUACAUCUGGGUUGUUGAAAGCCAGAAAAAUCCUCAGCGACAAUUUUGGAAGCAUACAUGUGUAUUUUGGGCAGCCUGUGUCGCUCAGAACAUUGGCCUCUGGGAGAAUCGAUCGGUGUCCUUAUCGCUUGGUCCCAAGGCAUCUUCCCCAAAGGCUAUCUGAGGAUAUCCAGGACUUUGUCACUGAUGUAGCCUACAAAAUGGAGCUUCUACAGAUAGAAAACAUGGUUCUGAGCCCCUGGGUAUUAAUUGCUUCUGUCCUGCUCCAGAAUUUGCCAGCCAUAGAUUUUGAACUUCUGGUUGAAAAGACACUUUGGCUGAAAGGCUUAACACAGGCUUUUGGAGGAUUCCUCGAGUGGCCUGAUAAUCUAUGUGCCAAGAAAGCAGUCACGUCCAGCCUUGCCCUGCACUCCAACAUUGUGAGCCUUGUCAAUGGCCAAGUGGUUUUAAAUGACGUGGGAAUGGAGGAUGGAGCUACAGAGGAUCUUGUUUUUAAACAGGCCCUCUCCAUCCUCAUGUGCGGAGCCUACAGGAACCAGUUGCUAAAUGUGUUUGUGCGCCCAUCUCUGGUGGCAGUAGCAUUGCAGAUGACGCAAAGUUUCAGAAAAGAGGAAAUCUAUAGCUGCUUCAACUUCUUGCGAGACAUUUUUUUUGAUGAGUUCAUCUUCUUCCCUGGCAUUGCACUGAAGGACUUUGAAGAAGGAUGUUUUCUGCUUACAAAAUGUGAUGUAAUUCAAGUGACUCCCCAGGAAAUCUUAGUUACAGAGAGAGGAAAUUCUGUAGCAGUUUUUUUGGCAGCUCUGUUCAGGCCUUUUAUGGAAGGUUACCAGAUAAUCAGCAGAUAUCUUUCAAAAGAAACAAAAGAGGCCUUUACCGAAAAGCAGUUUAUACUUGGAAUCCGUAACUUUGCUUUUCAGCUUCUUGAGACAGGAAGCACUCAGUGUUAUGAAGUCUUGUCUUCUGACUUGCAGAAAAAUGCCCUGGCAGCUUUUGUGCGCCUAGAUAUAGUGAAGAGGAUGAAAACGACCAAUGGAUUUACUUACACUGUAAACAAAGAGGCACUCAAUAAAACAGCAGAAAUGUUUGAUUCUCGGAUACCAAUAAGGAAACUUGUGACUGCAAGACUUUAAUAUUAAUUAAAAGGCUUUGAAUGACUUGACUGUGUGCACUAUAAUCCGCAAAGAACACUGACAAGUACUCAGCUGGAGUAUGGUUAGGUACAGAAGUAUACAUCUUGCCUUUUCCAUUUGGGAAUUUUCAUAUGUAUUAUACUAGAUGGCGGGCAAAGGUUGUUCAAUUGGAAUAUUUUCAUUACUAGUACUGAACUUUGUCAGUACUGAUGCUUACUGUGUUCCUUUUUAAACUAAAUUUAAUCAUCUUUUUGGAUACAUAUUUAAGGAAAAAAAUGCACAGAAACAUCUACUUUAAAUACUUUUUUAGUUUUGUUACAAGGAAAUGUUUUGUUUCAAAUAGGUUAUUUCAUCAAUGUGAAACUAUAAUUGAGAACUAAAGACUUAACAUUAAACAUAAUAUUUAGACAAAAAUGUUGCUGGUUGUCAUAUCUAUGUUAUUGCCAUUGUGCUCUUCUUUCAUAGAAUAAAUGUCCUGUAACUGCCAAAAUCCUGCUUCUCUCUUUAUCACUUGUUUUAUAACUUGAUUUGUAUUUAUUUUUAUGUGUAGCUGGGACUACCAAGAAUUUAGCUUCUGCACAAAAUCUGCCUUAGCAUUUAAAACUGAGUUUAAAGCAGUUUGCGCUGUUUUCAAUUGUUAAAAUAUUGGUAUCAAUACUUAUUCUGCAAUGCCUUGUUGUUUCUUUGUGAAUGAGGCUUUAUAAAUGCAUUUUGUCAGUGUUA